Glossina fuscipes is the source of this 3300-nucleotide messenger RNA. RefSeq lists its product as uncharacterized. Lineage: Eukaryota; Metazoa; Arthropoda; Insecta; Diptera; Glossinidae. The record is from RefSeq and is a predicted model, not a curated record. The transcript has 6 exons. Bases 108 to 2672 code for a protein of 854 amino acids.
AUCAAUCGACAUACGAGAACGGGUUACUGCUGGUCGAACGUCAGUAUGAAUUUUCCAACAGAUGUGUGAAGAAAACUUUCAACGAACGAUUAGUUUCCGAAAUAUUAAUGAUGUUCUAUUGCCCGCCUCCGUUGACUCAAGCGGCGCUCGGCGUUUUCGUAGUAUUGUAUCUAACAUCUUUACAUACGCAAGCUCAGGAGAAUGCUCAAUUACAAAUACCUCCUUCGCUGGUAGAAUGUUACAAUGAUUCCCAUUUUAUGAACCGAGAUAAUCGUCUACCCGCCAAUAUUGAGACAUUCAUAAAUUUGAUUGAGAAAGUUGAAAACUCGUACGCUUUUAAUCAAGAUAUACGGCAGUUAGCUGUCUCCUUAUUGCACCGUUUCCGUCAGGAUGGUAUACAGCGGGCCCCGGGAGUUAUGCGGACGGUCGGUGUUUUACCUUUUAGCCCAACGGGAUUUCAGUUUCCGAAAUUUCGAAUUUUAUUAUCUCGUCUAAUCCCGGGUGACGCGAUGCGUUUUCCUAACGAUACUCUGACUAGAGAAGAACGUUGCUCGUUGCAUUUCAUGUUGUCCAGUUCAGUUGAUAUGCAAAUGCGUGGUGAUGAGCAUCAAGUAUGCAAUAAGUUAGCACAAUACCGAGCCCAACGUUUACCACGUAGCGCGCAGCACAAGCCAAAAAACAGUUUUGUAGGAGACGUGGAAACGAUCGACAAUUUCAAGUUUAAUGGUUCAAAACGGAAGACUUCGCAUAUACGCACGAAUGCCAAAGACCAGGAAUACGACUUUGGUUGGGCGGAAACUGAUUUUGGCGUUUCGCAUGAUAAUGACAUAAGUCAUUGCCCGGUAGAGAAUGGUGUUAUACACACAGAUUGGGGAACAGUAGCCACAGGUACGCUAGUAGCUGGUAUAGCGGCAGGUUUGCAACCUCAAACUGUGCAGCUGAAAACGCUAUUAGCUCUGGCAUCUCGCCGACCCGGUUCAGGACAAAGUCUACCACAAACAGCGACUGUCAACGUUGACAAUCGUUGGGCUGCAACUUUGGCUGGGGACCUAGCCGAAGUAGCUUUAAUACAAAUGCCCAUGACUGGCAGUGAUACAGCAUCCAUUGGAGCUGAUGGGGCCUGGAAUAGCACAGUUAUGCCGCGAUGGUAUUUCCUUUCACAACGUCACAAUGUGGAGAUGACAGAUGCCGAGAUACGCGGUGGUUUGGAUGGACUUAUCAUAGCCAUGAAUAUAGCCAAUUGGCGUACGCAGGCUCCCAACCUGAAGCUAUCCCAACUGCUACGUAUGUACUAUUCAAUGGAUAGGGUAUUGGGCAGCAACAUCAUGGCAUGUAAUCGUAAAGAAAAUUUCCCUAUUUAUGCUCCGUUAAACAUCAUGACAGCACAGACUAGUGCUUUUGCUCAGGUAUUGGAUCGAGAAAUUCAGCUUAAAGUAACAUUGACACCCGAAGCUAUAGCACAAUUUUCAACCGGAGCGUCCAAUUCUUUGACUUCAUAUAUACCUUUAAUGGAUCGAAGGCUCGACUGUUUGAAGCCAUCUGAAGACAUCUUCACUAGAACUUCUAUACUAACGGAUCUCUACAUAUUCUUAGACACCGCUUGGUCUUACCAAAUUGUGGAGAACUAUGUGAAUUACGUAGUGCAACGUAUGAAUAUUCGGCCUUAUGGCAGUUCGGUUACUUUGCUUACGGCUUCCGGUGCUUCGUUAUUAGCUAAUCAGUCUUAUUCUAUAAUAGACUUUUUUAAGCAAUGGAACUUUGAGACCCACUCCCAAGCAGCAAAGCCAGGUUUCAGUUUACCCACAAUAUUAAGCAAAGCCACGGAACUCACUCAUGGCUUAUUUGAAAUCGAAAGUAAACGAAAUUCCUUAGGCUUACGCUCAUUAAUUAUGCUUUUAAUGCCCAGUCCUUUGGCUUAUGUAAACGAGCAUGAUUUCGAUUAUUGUCAAAGAUAUCUGGAUUUCCUUUAUAGGACCAAGCCAGACAUAAAUUUCAUUUACUAUUCGGGCGGAGUUUUAGUGCGCUUUAAAAGUUAUGUCAAAGAUCCUAGAACUGAUCUGUUUCUGCUUGACUCGGAAAGAGAUGUCGAAGUUUCUUCAUUGCCUGUAGUACAAAGAAUCAAAAACGAGCCCCGACGUAUAACAAGCCCCUGUUCCAUGCAUUUCAACGGCUCUCGCCAUCAUCAGCAACAAGUUAAGCAAUAUUUACCCCUGGGGUUUGUAAAUUUUUAUAAAAUAGCGGCCAACAAUUUUUUCACCCCGGGUUAUAUGCGUUAUAUCAAAAUUAAAGCCUUGAGUCGUACAGCUUUCGUAAUAUGCACUUCAAGGAGGAAUUCGUGGCCAUAUCGCAACACAAUCUCUAGUUCUCCGUCUACGGAGCAAGAGUGUCUACAGGUUUCCAAUAAUGUCUUCAGUUAUGAUUUAACCGACCUUUGCUUGAGCUAUCAAAUCAAACAUGAAUGCCCGCCUUUGUUUUUAUCAAUACAAGCGCAGGCAUUCGCUGAUUCCUCUCAGAUCAUGUGUGAGGAAGAAGAAUGCCUUUCUCUACAACAAACUCAAUUUUUAUUAAUAACUAAUAACUUGGAUUGUUCGAAUCAAGGCCAACAAUUACUUAAAAGCAUUGAAUUAAUUCUAGUUAUAACAUUUUUAACAAUCAAAAACUUAUAUAAGUAAGAAAAUUAUUUCCUGCCUCGACCUAGUCUUUUAUGCCCAACAUCGUUAUCGAUCGUACACCGUAUCAUGACAUCUACGAUAUUCAGUUUAGACUUGAAAUACUUAAAUUGUCGAGUUCUACUAUCAAUAUCUUUUUAAUUGAUUAUGCUGUUAAGAAAAAAAGGGUUCCUCCACCAUAUUUACUUUAGAAUUAACAUAUUUUUACACCCAUAAAAUAUAUAUCUUCUGUGACGAAUGUACAAAACAGUUUUCAACACUCUGUCUUGUUUAUCCUCCGAGCUAUAAGCAGAAAACAUCCAAGAGGUGAGAAAAAUUAUUUAUAAAUUUAUAAAAGCGUUGUCGACUUUAUAAAAUUUUUGCACUGUGGUGCUGCAGCACCGCCCACAAACCGUACGAGCAAACUUUAUCGCUGUAGCUCUUUCGAUUUAUAAGCAACCAGCAAAAAGCGGAAUUGUUUUAUUUACCAAAGCGGAGAUGAUCUCAGAUAGUACCGUACCGUAGUCUGUCAUGUUCUCUGACCGAUUGACGCCAUUUCCAAUGCCAGGCUGCGUGCAAGAACUUCCAAUCUUUCCGCCAUAUUUAAAACCGAUAGUUUCGUUCUUGCGAUCAGGAGAGUAUUUAAAAAUUU